Molecule: messenger RNA, 1306 nt
Organism: Nannospalax galili (Upper Galilee mountains blind mole rat)
Lineage: Eukaryota; Metazoa; Chordata; Mammalia; Rodentia; Spalacidae
Product: zinc finger protein 669-like
Exons: 2
Biological process (GO): regulation of DNA-templated transcription
Source: RefSeq, a predicted model, not a curated record
GUUCUGAUCACGUCUGGUCGUGGCAGGCUCCCAUCAGUCUCUGGCUCUCAGGCUGAGGUCCUCGAUCAGGUCUCAGGCGAGGCUCCGGUCUGGUCUCGGGCAGAGCUUCAGCUAUGUCUGUCAACCCUGAAAUCUCAGUGUGCUCCUGAUGAGAUCCAUCUUGAAACAUUGUUGGAUUCUGUGACAUUUGAGGAUGUUGUCGUGAACUUCACCCAGGAAGAAUGGGCUUUGCUGAAUCCUUCUCAGAAGAAUCUCUACAGAGAUGUGAUGCUGGAAAUCUGUAAGAACUUCACUUUUAUAGGAAACAGUUAUGAAGAUGAGAAUAAUAAAGAUCAUUGUAAAAGUUCUGGAAAAAAAUCUAAGAAUUUUCUUGUUCAAGACAUUCUGUGAGCAUAAAGAUCUUCAGGAUGGAGAAACUUUCACGUGGAUAGCAAAUGAUGAUAUGAACAUGAAAAUUUCUGGUGACCUAACACCAUGUGAAAGCAAUGUGUGUGGAAAGGUUUCCAUGUGUCAUUCAUCCUUUAAUAACCAUCUCACCUCUCACUCUCAAUACAAAUCAUAUGAGCAUGGGGUAUAUGGAAACAAGCUGCAGGACUCUAACUCUUUCAGAAGCUGUCAAACAUAUAAUGAGAACUCACACUGUAAAUGGACCUUUUGAAUACAAGAUAGGCUUAAAGUAAAAAAAAAAAAUAACAAAGUUAAAUCAUGAUGACUGUAGUAGGAGCGAGAUACGGUGGCUCAGACCUGUAAUCCCAGUACUCAGGAGGCUGAAGCAGAUGGAUCGCCAUAGGGUCAAGGCCAGCCUGGGCUACACAGUAGUUCCAGAACAGUCUGGGCUACAGAAUAAGAUCCACUUUCAAAACAACAACAAAACAACCCCUCAACAACAAACCCAAGGGGAGAAAAAAAAUCCCAAAAUACAAACAGAAAAAAAAGUAGAGGAGAAUGCUCUGCUGAGUUCUUACCUCAUCAAUAUUCUGUUAAAUACCAACUGGUGUGCUGCAAUUCUUUCCUGGUACUCACCAUCCAGCGCUAGCAAAGACUUUGUGAGAUAAAAGGUCACAGUUUACAGCAACAUUGCAUUUAUUUUAGAUGCCAGCUGCGAGUUUGGGUUCCAGGGCCACCUACAUUUCCAACUGACUGGCCACAAAUUCAGGGUUUCCCACUGUCUUCCUCAGAUGAAAAAGCUUCCUAGAAUUACUAGGGGCUGAGGGUGUAGCUCAGUAGUAGUGUGCUUGCUUAGUAUGUGCAAGGCUCUUCUUCCAUCCUCAGGUACCACAACACACCACCACCACCACCACCACCA